Molecule: messenger RNA, 4403 nt
Organism: Aethina tumida (small hive beetle)
Lineage: Eukaryota; Metazoa; Arthropoda; Insecta; Coleoptera; Nitidulidae
Gene: Sra-1
Product: cytoplasmic FMR1-interacting protein
Exons: 13
Coding region: 156-4019 (1287 amino acids)
Biological process (GO): regulation of translation; regulation of actin filament polymerization; cell morphogenesis
Cellular component (GO): synapse; SCAR complex; neuron projection
Molecular function (GO): RNA 7-methylguanosine cap binding; small GTPase binding
Source: RefSeq, a predicted model, not a curated record
UUGUGUGCCGCACCUUUCAAUUAGAUAAUUUACAAAUUUAUUUAUUUAAAACGAUGUUCAAAUAAUAAUAAUGAAUUGUGACCAGUGAAUUCCGUCGGCGAUAUAAAUCGUUAAAUGUUUUAUUUCAGUGAGUUUAAUUAAAAGUGUAGUUAAAAAUGGCAGGAACUGAUAGGGUGUCUAUGAAUGAUGCACUAUCUAAUGUUGAUGUACUGGAUGAACUUCCUUUGCCCGACGAACAACCGUGCAUUGAAGCACAACCGUGUUCGGUAGUUUAUCAAGCUAAUUUCGACACGAAUUUUGAAGAUAGAAAUGGAUUUGUCACUGGCAUUGCAAAGUACAUUGAAGAGGCCACAGUUCAUGCAAGUCUUAAUGAAUUGCUGGAGGAGGGCAUGGAACAUGCUGUUAUGUUGUAUACGUGGAGAUGUUGUUCAAGAGCUAUUCCUCAGCCUAAAUCGAAUGAGCAGCCCAAUAGGGUGGAAAUAUAUGAGAAAACUGUUGAAGUUUUGGCCCCAGAAGUCAACAAACUUCUGAAUUUUAUGUAUUUUCAAAGAAAAGCUAUUGAAAGAUUUUCAAAGGAAGUUCGAAGAUUAUGCCACACAGAAAAACGAAAAGACUUCGUGUCUGAGGCAUAUCUCCUAACUUUGGGAAAGUUCAUCAACAUGUUCGCCGUUCUGGAUGAGUUAAAGAACAUGAAAUCCAGUGUUAAAAACGACUACUCAACAUACCGAAGGGCUGCACAGUUUUUGAAAGUAAUGUCAGACUCUCAGACCCUUCAGGAGUCACAAAAUUUAUCUAUGUUUCUUGCCACCCAAAACAAAAUCCGUGACACGGUCAAGGAGAAUCUGGAGAAAAUUACCGGUUACGAGGAGUUACUCGCUGACGUUGUAAAUAUUUGCGUGCAAAUGUUCGAAUCGAAAAUGUACUUGACCCCCAGUGAAAAGCACAUGCUUGUUAAAGUCAUGGGUUUUGGUUUAUUCUUAAUGGACAGUGAACUGUGUAACAUUAAUAAGUUGGAUCAGAAAAAGAAGUUAAGGUUGGACCGAAUCGAUAGAAUAUUUAAGAACCUUGAAGUAGUGCCCUUGUUUGGUGACAUGCAAAUCGCCCCAUUUAACUACAUAAAACGAAGCAAGCACUUUGAUGCUAACAAGUGGCCGUUAUCGAGUAGCAAUACACCUUCUCCUCAAGCUGAUCUUAUGGUCCAUUUGCCACAAAUACGUGAGGAUCACGUAAAAUACAUCAGUGAAUUGGCACGUUACAGUAACGAAGUGACUACCACAUAUAAAGAAUGUGGCACAGACGAGGAGAAUAAAGAAACAGCUGAAUUAGCUUUGAGGGGACUGCAGUUAUUAUCUGAGUGGACUAGUGUUGUCACUGAGUUGUAUUCCUGGAAAUUACUGCAUCCCACUGACCACCAUCAGAACAAGGAAUGUCCUAAGGAAGCAGAAGAAUAUGAAAGAGCUACACGAUAUAAUUACAGUGAUGAGGAGAAGUUUGCCCUUAUUGAAGUAAUAGCCAUGAUUAAAGGGUUGCAGGUUCUUAUGGCCAGGAUGGAAACUGUAUUUACAGAUGCAAUUAGAAGGAACAUUUACGCAGAACUACAAGAGUUUGUACAACAAACGUUAAGAGAGCCUCUGCGCAAAGCCAUUAAGAACAAAAAAGAUUUAAUAAGAAGCAUAAUAAUGUCAGUUAGGGAAACAUCAGCAGAUUGGCAAAGAAACUUUGACCCAUUACAAGAUCCUGCUUUGAAAGGGAAGAAGGAUCCAGACAGUGGGUUUAACAUUAAGGUUCCAAGACGUAAUGUGGGUCCCUCAUCAACACAGUUGUACAUGGUCAGAACCAUGUUGGAAUCGUUAACGUCUGAUAAAUCUGGUGGUAAAAGGACGUUGAGAAAAGAUAUUGAUGGGCAAUACUUGGUGCAAAUAGAUCAGUUUCACAAAAUAUCGUUCUAUUGGAGUUAUUUGUUAAAUUUCAGUGAUUCCCUACAGAAUUGUUGUGAUUUGUCCCAGUUGUGGUACAGAGAAUUUUAUCUGGAAAUGACCAUGGGAAGGAGAAUAAACAAAUGUACGGUACGUCAUCACCACAACGAAGAAUGCAGCGACCUGAUAACAAUGGAAAAAAGAAUACAGUUUCCCAUUGACAUGUCAAUGCCUUGGAUUCUGACUGAUCACAUAUUGAAAACCAAAGAGCCAUCAAUGAUGGAAUAUGUUUUAUACCCACUUGAUUUAUAUAAUGACAGUGCAUUGUAUGCCCUUACGAAAUUCAGAAAACAAUUCUUAUACGACGAAGUAGAAGCUGAAGUGAACUUGUGCUUUGAUCAAUUUGUUUACAAACUAAGCGAGCAAAUAUUUGUGUAUUAUAAGCAGUUAGCCGCCAGCAUAUUCCUAGAUAAGCGAUUCCGUGUUGAGUGUGCAGCCAUAGGAGCCUAUUUGUUGCCUUAUCCUAGAGCCAAUCGCUAUGAGACUUUAUUAAAACAACGUCACGUGCAGUUAUUAGGUCGUUCCAUAGAUUUGAAUAAACUUAUCACACAAAGAAUUAACGCUGAUAUGCAAAAGUCGUUAGAUUUUGCUAUAAGUAGGUUCGAAGCUGGCGAUAUAACUGGUGUUAUGGAAUUAGAGGGCUUGUUAGAGGUUAAUAGAUUGUGCCAUAAGUUACUAAGCAAAUGGUUAGCUUUAGAUGAUUUUGAUUCGAUGUUCAAAGAGGCAAAUCACAAUGUCCUUGCACCUUAUGGUAGGGCAACCUUACAUGUGUUUUGGGAGUUAAAUUAUGACUUCUUGCCCAAUUACGUAUAUAAUGCUGCCACCAACAGAUUUAUAAGAUACAGAGGUAUCCAAUUCUCAGGAGCUGUGCAUAGAGACAGACCCCCACAAAUGUCACAUGCCUAUACUUGGGGAAGUAAGCAGUUAAAUUUGGCCUACACCACACAAUACAGCCAAUAUAAUGGAUUUGUUGGUCCCCAACAUUUCCAUAAAAUGUGUAAAUUAUUGGGUUAUCAGGGAAUCGCUGUAGUAAUGGAGGAGUUAUUGAAAAUUGUUAAACAACUAAUCCAAGGAAAUCUGCUACAGUUUACUAAAACCUUAAUGGAAGCGAUGCCGAAACUGUGCAAGCUUCCAAGAUACGACUACGGAUCGCCCGGUGUCUUGGGCUAUUAUCAUGCACAGUUAAACGACAUCCUUCAGUAUCCUGACGCGAAGACUGAACUCUUUCACAAUUAUCGAGAAUUCGGAAAUAUUAUACUGUUCUGUUUGUUGAUGGAGCAGGCUUUAUCUCAGGAGGAGGUGUGCGAUCUGCUACAAGCCGCACCGUUCCAAAACAUACUGCCUAGACCCUACUGCAAAGAAGGGGAAAAACUUGAACAAAAACAAAAACGUCUCGAGGCAAAGUAUGCGGCAUUGCAAAUUGUUCCGAAUAUUGAGAAGCUUGGUACAGCCAAACAAGCAAUGAUAUCUAGGGAAGGUGAUUUGUUGACCAGAGAACGAUUGUGUUGUGGAUUAUCUAUAUUUGAGGUCGUUCUAAAUAGACUAAGGACUUUCCUUGACGAUCCUAUUUGGGUUGGUCCUCCUCCUGCUAAUGGCGUUAUGAAUGUUGAUGAAUGCGUCGAGUUUCACAGACUUUGGUCUGCUUUACAGUUUGUAUAUUGCGUACCAGUUAGUGAAAAUGAAUAUACAGUGGAGGAAAUGUUUGGUGAAGGUUUGCAUUGGGCAGGUUGCACGAUGAUUGUUUUACUUGGCCAACAACGGCGAUUUGAGGCCUUAGAUUUUUGUUAUCACAUUUUAAGAGUACAACGCGUUGACAUGAAAGAUGAGAAGGUCAAAGGAAUAAACUUGAAAAGGAUGUGUGACAGAAUAAGAAGGUUCCAGGUAUUGAAUUCGCAAAUUUUUGCUAUUUUGAACAAGUUCUUAAAAUCUGGAGAGAAUGAUGAACUUUCUGUGGAACAUGUUAGAUGCUUCCCACCACCUAUUCAUCCUGCUAUAAAUCCUCAACAACAUUAUCACGCUCCAGAACAUUUACGACAAUGUUAAGGGAUGUGUAAUUGUACAAUUGACACGUAUUUUAGUCUACUCCAUAUUUAUAUUAAUUUGUGAUUAUAAGCAAUUGUAAAGGAUAUUUGACUUUUUUACUUUUUAUAUUUCUGAAGAAUUAAGGGUCUCAACAUACAUCUGUAUAUAUCCAUUUAAUAAUAUUGUUAAUGAGCUACUCUGUCUCCUUAUUAUUAUUAUUAUUAUUAUUUUAUAAUUUUAAAAUUAAUCGAAAUAUUACACAUAUUUUACUUUGAAUAGUCCAAAAAUAAUUAGUUAUUUAUAAAAUAUUAAUAUUUUGUAAUUUUAAUUAUAUUAUAUUUAUUAUUUGUACAUGUUAUUUGCAAUAAGUAUAAUAUUCCAUUCUAUAAUAUAUUUGUAAUUUUA